GUUGUUGACACUUCUGUGACACUUCACAAAUCCAAAUUCAAAUUUUUUUCAAAACAAAGUUGAGGAAAGUUAUUGAGAACCUAUUUCCUAAUUUAGUGAGUCUUCAUUAAAAAGUAAUUUGUUAGGAAUAACGCUAACUGCUAUAUAUUUCAACUGUGAUUAUUUCGUCCAGAACUACUAAAAGUUAAAGUUUAAAGAACCUCAAAAUGCUGCACUUGGGUGAUGUUUUCCCGAAUUUCACUGCUGACACAACUCAAGGUGAAAUAAACUUUUAUGAAUGGCUUGACGAAUCAUGGGGUAUACUUUUUUCUCAUCCUUCCGAUUUCACACCAGUGUGUACUACAGAGCUCGCAAGGGUCCUUACUUUAGUUCCAGAAUUUAAGAAACGCAAUGUAAAAGUCAUUGGUUUGUCCUGUGAUACAGUUGAGUCUCAUAAUGACUGGUGUAAAGACAUCCAGUGUUAUGCAGGUUGCAAUGAGAAUGAACCAUUUCCAUAUCCAAUAAUUGAAGAUAAGGCCAGGAACUUAGCAGUUAAACUGGGAAUGGUGGAUAAGGAUGAACUUGAUUCUUCGGGAAUACCAUUAACUGCUCGCGCUGUGUAUAUCAUUGAUCCGAAAAAGAAGUUCCGGCUCUCCAUUCUUUACCCAGCAACCACUGGCAGAAACUUUGAUGAAAUUCUGCGCGUGCUGGACUCCCUUCAGUUGACGGAUAAGGCUAAAGUUGCUACACCUGUUGAUUGGAAGAUGGGCGAUGACUGUAUGGUGUUACCAACUGUGCCUGAAGAAAAUAUUGACACGCUGUUUCCACAAGGAGUCACUGUCGUCUCAUUGCCUUCUGGCAAGAAAUAUCUCAAGAAGACGCCCUGUCCGGAUGUUUAACCAAAGACUGUUUACUUUACUUUUCUUUUUUUUUUGUCUUUAUUGGCAAACGCCAGACACUGAUGUGUGGAUUUUUGUUUUGUUUUCAUUUAAUUAUUACAAUAAAGCAUGAAAAAUA
Papilio xuthus (Asian swallowtail) is the source of this 996-nucleotide messenger RNA. It is a transcript of the gene Prx6a, whose product is annotated as Peroxiredoxin 6a. The record is from RefSeq and is a predicted model, not a curated record. Gene Ontology annotation, biological process: cellular oxidant detoxification; cell redox homeostasis. The coding region runs from base 207 to 878 and encodes 223 amino acids. Gene Ontology annotation, molecular function: peroxiredoxin activity. NCBI's taxonomy places the organism in Eukaryota, Metazoa, Arthropoda, Insecta, Lepidoptera, Papilionidae. Gene Ontology annotation, cellular component: mitochondrion; cytosol. The transcript has 5 exons.